Paramuricea clavata is the source of this 9870-nucleotide messenger RNA. The record is from the annotation of a GenBank genome assembly. Lineage: Eukaryota; Metazoa; Cnidaria; Anthozoa; Malacalcyonacea; Plexauridae.
AGCAUCGUUCUACAGCGGAUUCAAGGUGGACAAAGAAGAUAUUGUAACAGAGGAAUCAAGUUCUUCUAAAUUACCCCCACCAGUACCAAUAGUCAAUUCAAGCUCAUUACUACCCAGUCAGCCACUGGAUGUUCUCUUUAUCGAAAGAAAGGGUGAGUCCUAAUCUAUAUAUGGGGGGGGGGGUGUACACCAGCCAGAAAAAUCAGAUCUCUCCAUCCUUCCCAAAUUCCCCCAUCAAUAGUCGAUACCAACAAUCAAUAGACCUUUAUAAAAAGGUUGACGUCAGCAGGCUUGUGACGUAGUUUGCGCAGGAAAUCCCGAAAGCUCAGAGUUGUUCACUUGUUUUGAGUUUUUUUAAAGCAAAAGAAGCCAGUAUUAUUGUAAGUUUGAAGCAAAUUUUUCUAUAUAUAAGCCAAAUGAGUUUUCAUAUUCGUCUUAGUUUAAAUUUUAUUUGCUUUUAUAUUAGAUUGUACAUUUAUUUUACUGUCAACAUUUAGCAAAUUGUUCGCUCGGUUUGUUUACAUAUUUCGUAGCUAAAAAGUAUAUUUUUUCUUUUUUGUUUCUCAAAUUCAUCAGUCUAAUCAUCAGAAUGGCCCCAAUCAAGCUGUACAUAGACAGCAAUAAUACACAGGCUCAGUGAUUGUGCAAAGAGGUCUUAUUGUCACAAGUGAACUUAGACUCUGAGUACAUCUUGUACACAAUAUUGACUCGUAUUAAGACUGAUAAGUCUAUUAUUUUUGUCGAUAUAGUUGACAGAAAAGGACGUAUCCGGGUCAAAAAUUGGCAAGGAUAUUGAAAAAGCUACCAAUUUCGGCUGAAGUGUAGAGACUUAAAGUUUAAAUCUUCAGAAACGAAAGCGGAGCUGUUUACACUGAUGAAUUUGAGAAACAGAAAAGAAAACCGAGCGAACAAUUUGCUAAAUGUUCAUAACAGUAAAAUAAUGUACAAUCUAAUAUAAAAACAAAUAAAAUUUAUACGACGAAUAUGAAAACUCAUUUGGCCUAUAUAUAUGGAAAAAUUUGCUUCAAACUUACCAUAAUACUGGCUUCUUUGGCUUUAAAAAAACGCAAAACAAGUGAACAACUCUGAGCUUUCCGGAUUUUCUCCGCAAACUACGUCACAAGCCUGCUGACGUCAACCUUUUUAUAAAGGUCUAUUCAAGGUCAUUGCUAGCUGCCCAUCAGCCACAGACUUGAUAUUCUCUUCAUUGAGAGAAAACGUGAGUCAUAAUGUUGAAGGAUUUUGUAGAUGGAAAUUUUGAGUGUAAAUUUUAUACAGGGUGCCUAAAAAAAAACGCUAUGGAAAUUCAACAGACUGUCGUGCAUCAUAAACUUGGCUAAACAAUUCAAUUUUUACAUAGGACGAAAAAGCUGUUAUUUAGCUUUUCUAUGAUACCUUUUUUAAAUCGUAACGAUGAGAAAUGGCCACAUACUCGUCAAAUAAAAAUUGCCGGUCGAAAUCACAUUCUUCCACCGUUGCGAAUUGAAAAUCCAUUAAUUAUGCAAAAUUAAUCAAUCAAAAGUAACGCGAGUCUGCUGCAAGCUAUUUGUUUCGUAAAACGUUUUGAUUGCGAAUGUUCUCUGUUCAGUGGUUAAUUGAACCAUGUUUAAUGGACGUUCCUACUGUCUCACUAAGACGAAUAUUGAUGAGUUGAGCUCAUUUUAGAUAAUUUUACAUUCAAUUUUAAUUCCCUCUUGGGAAUCGACUAUUUUUCGUUUUCUAUGCAAUUCCCAACGGUGGAAAUAUGUGAUUUCGACCGACAAUUUUUAUUUGACCAUUUUGACGAGUUUGUGGCCAUUUCUGAUCAUCACGAUUUUAAAAGAGUAUCAUUGAAAAAUUGAAAAGCUAAAUAACUGCAUGUUCUUUCGUCCUAUGUAAAAGGUGAAUUAUAAAGCCACGUUUAUGAUGCACGACAGCCUGUUGAAUUCCCAUUGCGUUUUUUUGAGACACCCUGUACAUUUAUUAAGACCUAACCAGGAAGUUAAAGAAACAGCUACGAAAAAUGCAACUAUAUAUAAGCCCUCUGGCAGGAAUCAAACUUGUGGUCCUGCUAUUCUGGUGCAGCGCUUUAAGCAACUGAGCAACACAGUCCAGUUGUCGAGCUCUAGCUGCAAGUUAAUCAGAUUCUAUAUGUUUACAGUAAUGUGAUGUCCAGGGUGCGAUAAUUUGCGUACUUACCACUGAUCAAGAAAUACUUACGUACUGGAGAUACGCCAGUAUUACGGUCUGGUACUUAUGUUUUGUCAGCUACGUACGCCAUACUCUUCUCAUCUGCGUACUUAACUUUUUGCUUGUACCAUUUGAUUUUUCCAAGCCCAAGUUAUUCAAGACCAUAACUUAGUCGGAAUAUGUGCAAGUCUAACAUGACUGGGCAUUAAACAUGAUUGGACUAUGAUGAGAUGGGACUAAGGAAUGUUAGACAGGGUUCGUAGCGGUCUUUGAAAUCCUUGAAAGUCUUUAAAUUUGAAUUCAGGUCUUCUGAGAUCAAGGUCUUUGAAAAGUCUUUGAAUUGUGUGAAAAUCUUUAAAUUCUUUAGUGAGUAUUUGAUUAUACGAUUUCCUAGCUAAUAAAAUAGAUUGAUUGAAGCAAGAUUUUCGCAAAUAUCGACGAAAAUGUAUAUUUUAGGAUGUGAUUUGACAUGACUAAUUACUGGGUAAAAAUGGGGGUUAUACACUCGCAAUUUCUCGACAGCUGAUUGCUCUCAAAGGUCUUUGGAAAGUCUUUGAAAAUAGGCAGAAGAAAUCUUUUAAAGUCUUUGAAUAUUUUUGGUCUUGGAGACUACGAACCCUGUUAGAGUCGAUCGCAGUGUUUGUGUCUAAAAUUGUGCCCCUUGAUCGAUAACACUAUACUAGUUUCAUGUUAAUGAAUCGUUUUCAGAAACCUGUACAUUAUGUACUUCAUUCUAAAGAUUACGUACACCUUGAGUCUUAAGUUUUUACCAGCUCAAGUACGCGGCAAUAAUCAUUGGAAUACCAGUCAGGUAGGACUAAAAAAUUUAAAUUAUCGCACCCUGGAGCCUGGAGGUGUACAGGGUAAUUAUCAAUUUUCAUCUACAAAAUCUUUCAACAAUUAGUUCUAUCUAGUGAGAUGCCCAAAAAUCUGAUACAGUAUUUACCCAUCAUUCAAUACUAUAUUGUAGUAUUGUAGAGCUAAACAUUAUUUGCUUGAAUGUUAUAAUUGUGUAUGGAUAUUAAGUACUGUAUACAUGUUUUGAAAUUACUUUUUUAGAUGGCGGGUUUAAGAAAGAACAAAAGAAUAAUCUUGCUCAAACAACUGUCAUAAAUCACCAAACAUCUGUUGACAUUCCAAGAGAACCGACAAUCUCAGAUUUUGCAAUGGUUAGUGAAAUAUCUAUUGUGGAUUUUUUGCUGAUAUUGGAUUAUUGCACACCGGGCAUGUUGAAAAAUCGCUUGGUCGCGAUGAGAAUCGAGCCAACUGGGGCCGUUGCCAGGACUUUGCCUUUGGGGGGGGGAGGGGGGUGAGGUUAGAUUUACCUGAAUUUUCCAAAACAACGGUUUUCACCUGAUUUUGCGACGCCCGCGAGGCGCCACCAUCGAGCAAGAAAAUUUGAAUUCUCUAAACCGUCGGAAAUGGCAUUUUUAUUUUUUUUUUCAUAAUGUUUUACUACUGCCUAACAAUGAAGAUAAAUAAAAUAACUACUGAUCAAUAUGACAGUGUUACUUACAGUUCAAUGUGACUGGGAAAAUUGAGAAAAUUUUGGAAAUUUGGAGUUUCCAGAUCGUCAGAAAGGGUAUUUGGUCAUGUACCCCUAGGCGACGACGCGUCUGAACUCUGAACGUCUUUAAUUAGUUGGUCGAUUGUCAGCUCUAAUUCCGAUUCAGAGCACAGAGCUCCUUUUUAUGCCCUGAGAAUUACCUGAAAAUCUGCUGGAAAUUUAUUGGGGUGUGUUGCACCCCCCACGUCCCCCUUGUCGCUACGACCCUCAUCGAGCCCGCGACCUUUGGUUUGCUAGUCAAACCUAAAUGAAGCAACUUUUGUUCCCGCGGGUUCGACUCCUACCCAGUGAGCUCCAUAUGUAACUGGAAUGAGAACUGGAGCUACUGGACGUCAAUUUAGUCAUUUUCUAUUGUUUUUCUGUCUGCGCAGUUAACGCAAAGCUGCGUGAGUGUGCCGAAAUUUCGUAGUUUUUACCUCGAUUUAAAGAACAAUACUAUGUCUAUGAUUAUAUUCAAUUUAUUUUCUUAUUAUAUCAUUACACUAUAUCAAUCUAAUAAAUUUUAUUAUUCUCGUAUAAAUAAACUUGUCCGUGUCCACAUGUCCGCGUUUUUCACCUAACCGAGAUAAAAUGAUAUGAGACUAUUUCCGAGCUUCACAGAUUUUGGACGUCAAUUUCCGCGAUCUUGGCUUUUCUCAUAGGGCAGAAUGACUGAAGUUCUCGCUUCAGAUACAUAUAUAGAGCUCCCAUACACAUUGAUAACAAUUUUUUUUAAUAUGGCUAUAUGUUGAAUUUAUAUUGAUACUUUCGGGCCACUGAAUAGGCAAUUCCAGCUUUUAGUUCAUGCCUGCAGGGGAUGAUGGGAAGUAAGGUAUCAUAUUGCUGAUUAUGCUGAAAAAUUUCAAUAAAAACUACCGAAGCAACCGAAAUAUUUCAAUAUUUACAAGUGUAAGCUAUCACUCGGCCACCAUUUUUAUUUUUUCAGCAUAAUCAGCAAUGUGAUACCUUACUUCCCAUCGUCCCCUGUACGCAUAAACUAAAAGCUGGAAUUGCCUAUUGUGUUGCAAUGAAUUGAAAUCGAAAAUAUAUUGUAAAUCUAAAAUGUAUUUUAUAAACUUAUUAUGUACAGUACAGUACAAUAUCGGUAAUAUCGGCAACAAAAAUGCCGAUAUUUGAGUUUACGGCCGAUAUGGUUGAAAAAUUAUUGUUACAGCUUUGUCACACAGUUAUUCAGCUAUCAUUUAAAGCCCAGUUGUCGAGAAAAAGACCUUGCUCACUUGCCGUGGCAUUUUAGCCAAUUGUUACAACCAACUUUCUACUUCAUUUAUUUACUUUUUCUUCAUUUUAUUGGAUAUGUUUUUAAAUGAACAAGACAACAUUAGUCAUUAUCUAAAGACGUACUUGGUGGUACAGUCGUUAGAGCAAGCACCUUUCACCUUUGAGAUCGUGGGUUCGAUUCUCGCUACGGACUCAUGUGAAAACGUCAGUCAACGCUCUGCUGAAAGUCGUACGUUUUCUCCGAGUGCUCCAGUUUCCUCCCACAGGAAAAAUUGACAGGGUGGGUUAGGAUAAACAUAAACAGAGUUAAGAAAGUAAUAUCACAAUUUCUGUAAAUAUAAAAUAGUCUAGGCUAAGAGCCUAAGUAUGUAAUAAAAAUAGUACAUCUGUAUAUUACAUACGGGUAUAAGAGUACAGUAUAAUACUUUAUGUAAAGUAUGUAGAUAUUUGAUCAUAUCCGUCCACAUUUACAGUAAUCUUAACCUUACCUUCACUAAUCUAUUUCUCGUUUCUUCUAACACCACUCGAAUUUUUAAAGUCUUGACCUACUUAAGGUGAUAUACAUUUUUGAUUUCAGGCUACACAAAGAACCUUUAAGACAUUUGCUUUAUUUUGCCAUGGCUUGCUUGCUGGUAAGUGUAUUUCAUAGUAAAGUUUCGUAUGACAUGUUUGAUUCGUUCGUCUUUAUAUAGUCAACUUUACCAAGCUCUUGAACCAGUGUACUUGUGAUGGAGAAAAUUCCAAAGUACAAAUUCUGCUUGUUUGGAUGGGUCAAAAAGGACAAUUUGACAAAGUAAUUCGAGCAAUUAGCCUUUCUCACGACGACGAAUAUCCGCCAUUUUUGUGUGGCAUCUAAUUGUCGUUAACCAAUGCAGACAAUUAAAACAAUGUGAAAAGCAAUUUUCCAAAAUAAACUAACCAUUUACAAAGCAAAUUUACCAUCAUUCGUCCAAAACAUUAUAAAAAGUCGCUGUUAUGUGGACUUAUCUCACAGAUUUCGGCCGAAAAGCCACCCAAGAAUGGCGGCGUGAGAAAGGCUAAUUGGAUGCGGUUGUACGGACAGGCGGACAGCGAUAUAUUAUAACUGUAGUAUAGCUAUUGUGGCGGCCAGAUCUUACAAAACUUGCUCUACGUGUACACUGACAAUUUAAUUGACAAAGAAAACUUCCAUAUGAAAACGUGACUCUGCAAACGACCAAAUUGCAAUAAAUCAUAUUACUGUAUGUCUGUGAUCUAUCGACCAAGUCGCAAGCGUCAUGAUUUAAUACGCUGCAUCACGUCAUCUUAGGGACAAAAUUGAGCUAAGUAGUAUCGGCCAUUAUGCGGUUAAUUUGACCCCUGAGUUGUGAACAAAUGCAGCCGGAGCUGGAUAUUUGAGCCCUAAAGCAGCCGGUGUCACGCGAAAUUCCUGACUUGCUAGAUACAUGAUUAUCGUAGUUCUGCACAUGCGCAAAUGAUGCGCAUAAUUUACAUCUCCUCACAAAUUUCGCAACUGCCUACUACAACAAAAAUGUGUUUCUUCGAAGACGAUUUUCCAAACUGUUUUUCAGUAUUUUUCCGAAUAGAUGUAAAUUUUACUAUAGUACAGUAUCUGUUACUGGCUGUGCUGGAUUCAGAGAUCUUUCUGAAUGCCCGGGGCAAAUUUUCCCUGGGGGCCCCAUCACAUCAUUAUUUUUAAGCUAGACCCAACUAGACCUUAACUAGACUGCAUGUGGAGGUACUGUAAGGGGCCCUCAAUUUCAAAAAAUAGGUACGCUGUAGCGUACAUGGCGUCUACUGGAUCAAAAACAAAGAAUGUCAAUGCCGUCCGGUUUAUAUUUACAUUUUCGACUUUGGAGUGGGGAAGAUUAAAAUAUCUCGGCAAGUAUUUACCCGCCCUUUAAAACGAAAACCACCGUUGCAAUCCUCAUAAUAUAACCUUUCGAACGGUGGGUCAAAUGCCGUCAUAACAUUACACAAACCAAAACAAUCGUACAUUUACUCACCGGUUGGCCAAACAUUCUGUACUUCAUAUGGAGAAAAAAUUGAAUACCUUCUGAACUUUUCAGUCUAAGUCAAUAGGAGCGAAAUACUCCUUGUAUUCAAGCGCUUUCGUGUAUCGGGUUGUUACUUGCACGCGCGUGCCACACGCUAAAAUUGGCCAAUAAUGAGCACCCCUAGCCCCGAUGCACGUGCAAAUCACGCUACAUGAAGGGGUAAUUUGACCUUUAGAAUUUCCGAAGUUUCCCGAGUGUCAGGAUGUAAACAUCGCAUUGUUUCAAUAUGUCAAGCUGUAUUUCCGGUCGAGGCUUUCGCGUAAAAUUUAGAUAUUCUGAAAUACCGAAAUAAAAACUUGAAAAUAACACUCUAAAUAGUGUCUUGGAUUGUGAUUCGAACAAGAACAUUAAGAAAAAGAUAGGUUGAAAAGGGCCAAAGUUAUAUUAGGCGAAAGGUAUGGCUUAGUGAUACAUUGUCGUACAUUGUUUACAUUGUUCGAGUAUAUUGUAUAUAGGUAUGGAUGGCUAGUUUACAUUGUUCGAGUAUGGCUAGUUUAUAUUUUAUGGCUAUUUUACAUUGUUCGAGUAUAUAGUAUCUUUCAAGUGGAAUUUUUUGGUGGUAUUUUCGUACUUCUACUGCAAAUACUCGCGGAGUUCUUUAUAACGUCGGAAAUCUCAAGGUCGGACGGCAUUGAUAAAACCAUUUAUCGUAAACAGUUCGCCCAGAACUAUUAUUAGCCCACUGGCUAGGAACAUGACGACCGAAGAGGGUUUUGGGUGGUAGCAGAAGUGAAGAUCCUGAGUGUCAGGUUCAUGACAACUACUUUGCGCAACCUCGUGCCCAGGGAUUGUGCAUUGCGAUGCAUCAAUCAUUCAUCAGUAAUGUAAUUGAACUGGUUUUAUUUCUCGUAGGUUUUGCUCUAUGUCAGUGUUUAUUUGUCUACUCGUUGUCCAGUCAUUCUGGUGGUGCAGAGAAUUUUCUAUCAAACUAUUACAGAUUGGCACAACCUAUAGGAUCUGUGUAUUACUUCAUGUUAGCUGUGUGUACCGUCUCUGUUUUGGAUAGGUAAUGUAAAACCUGUUUUUCUAUAAUUAUAAAUUGGUAAACUAGAAAACGUUUGCCCUUUUUUCUAACGUGUAGCCGGCUGAUGUAAAUUUCCCAAUUUUCGCUGACUAACCGCAUGCAAUUGAGCAAAAUUUGUUCUUUGUCAAUUUUGCAAUGACAAGUGCACUUUCUCAAAAGCUCGCAUUACUAACACUUAUUCCAAAGGUCUGAGGGGUAUACGAGAUUUACACCUCUCAGCCUGGAGACAGGCUUCCCUCGAAGCCUGGCUCCAGGCUGAGAGGGGUAAAUCUCGUCUACCCCGACAGACCUUUGGAACAAGAAUUUUGUCUAUCACCUCACAGUGCACAGAACCAAAACUUCACCAACAAGUUCUUCUCGUCACUGAAAGUAAUCCAUUCUUCAUAGUUUUCUAUGUGGCAAGCCUUCAAAUACGCCUCAAACUUUCUCUUUGCAUUGUUCUCACUUUUUAUGGUGUUUUUGUUAAUUAAGCAAAUGUUGUUUUUUCCAUGCAAAUUAUAUUUACACUGAGAUUGUUUGACGCCAUUUUGAAAAAAAUACCCGCGAAACAAAGUCGUAUCCUUUUGGAGCUGUGGUAGCCAAUGAACGUCAUUCGGGACGUCAUUCAUUUUACACAUAAACUGUACGUUACGCGAGAUUCUUAAGAAACCAUUAUAUCCUUAUCUGCAUGUCAUUUGAGAUUAUCGCCUGUAUUCUAAAAGCUCACUCGCACUCACAUUCAAAGAGUGGAGGUUCAACCUGAGCUUCCCUUAAAUAGCUGGAGGGUGAGUAGUUACAUAUUAAGGUACAAGACUAACUCUCCAACUGUUCAAAAACAGCACUGAUACUUAACGGAAGCUCAGAUUGAACCUCCACUCUUUGAAUGCGAGUGUGAGUGAGCUUUUAGAAUACAGGCGUAUGAACUGCUGUUCAAUGUUCAAAUUUGGCGUAAUGUACGGCCAAGUUUUCCAUUGCUUUUGCGCACUUUUGAGGAACAUUUGAAAAAGGCAAAUUCAAGAUCCGAGGGACAUUACACACUUUUUCCAGGCCUGCAAUGGACAUAACACGUUCCUAUAAUUUUGUUUUCUGUAUUUUAUAGUUAUGGCAUGGUGAAGACAAAGCUAGGUUUUUGUCAUCAAAUUUUAUCUAAUCCAUUGUGGACAUUGUCACUUAUCGGUAAAUAUGAAUUAUUGUUUUGUUGAUAUAACUAGUGUAAAACUGAUAUGCAAUUAAUGUAUUGAUUCUUUGAUUUAUCACUGCCAUGUAAUCGUUGUAUUAUUGAAACAUAAGGGACGUUUUAUUAAUAUGUUGUGAGCCAACUGGAAAUGAAAAUAAUUUGAAAUACUUGUAAAUCGAGUUUCGAGCUUAUAGUGAACUGUAGUUAGCAGAAUGAAAGUUUCCCUUUAGCCCUGUUGUGACGUCAUGCAUAUUGAACCAAGAUGGCGGCCUCCAUGGAUUUUUUUUCGUAAUAUUUCGAAAACUAAGCACGAUACGAAGAGAAACUUAUUACCAUUUCCCUUUGUUACUAAGAAACAGAUCAUUUCCUUUUGAAUGGCAUAAUUUCCUUGGCAAAAUUUCCUUAUUGUAUUUUGGGUACAAUUGUCUAGUUUGGCGGUCACUUUUAUUGUUGUGUCGGGACGGCAAAUUAAAGCCUGGCAAUUAGCAUGCAGUUAAUUUUUAAAAGGACCAACCAGUAGCUAUACGGUUAGAACAUAGGAUUAAAAUUUAAUCUAAGACAUGGCGUUUCGAUUUCUUUUAGUCUAUGUUUUGGCAUUGAUAUUCACAUUGAGCGUGGCGAUGAUUGAUGAUAGAAUUAGUCUAUAUAGCAUUGAUCCUUCUCUCUGGUAAGUGCCAUAUUUCACGCAUGCUCGAUUUUU